ACCCUGUACUCUGCCCCCUGUUCACCACAGGUGCUUCUCGUUUGGCAUUGGACAAGGGGCUUCCACAGCUCUGAUCAAAGGCAUUGCCGAGGCAGGCGGGGGCUUCGCUGAGUUCAUCAUUGGCCAGGACCGCAUGGCCGCCAAGGUACUACGGUCUCUGAAGUGGGCCCUACAGCCAGCAGUUACCGGGAUCUCUCUGAGCUGGGAGCUGCCCCCUGGGAUGGAGGCAGUACCAUUGAGGCCAGACCCAAAGGUGAUCUUCCAGGGACAGCGCCUCCUCGUCUAUUCCCAGCUCCGUGGACAGCCAAAGGCCCCAGAGUCCUCUGUGGGAAGUGUCACGCUGCAGUAUACCAUUAAAGAUGAGACCUUCAAGGACACGGUGCAGUUUCCCCUGCAGCCGCAGGAAGGAGACAGGUGAGGCACGGCCCCUCCAGCC
Alligator sinensis (Chinese alligator) is the source of this 436-nucleotide messenger RNA. RefSeq names its product von Willebrand factor A domain-containing protein 5A-like. Bases 134 to 418 code for a protein of 94 amino acids. The transcript is spliced from 3 exons. NCBI's taxonomy places the organism in Eukaryota, Metazoa, Chordata, Crocodylia, Alligatoridae. The record is from RefSeq and is a predicted model, not a curated record.